AUGGAUUCGAUCAAGGUGCACAAUUCGCUGAAGCCAGGACCGCCUGUCCCCUUCAAGCCAAUUCAUCCGGGAAAGGUGUCAUGGUAUGCUUGCGGGCCGACAGUCUACGACCAGAGCCAUUUGGGCCAUGCGCGCAACUAUGUGUCGACCGACAUCAUCCGGCGCAUCUUGAAGGACUAUUUCGGCUUCGACGUCAAGUUCGUCAUGAACAUUACCGACGUGGACGAUAAGAUUAUCAUUAAGGCCCGCCGACAGCGACUGCUCGAUCUCGAAAAGAAGAAGCCGUACACGGAAGCCGAAACUCUCGAGCUUGGUAAAACUGCCUUCAAGGCUUACGCUCAAAGCAAUCUUCCCAAGCUGAUAGACCCCGAGACGUGGAAAGACCAAGAGCUGGACGUGAAAAAUUACAUUGAGCGAAGGACCGUCGCCUAUGGCAAUGUUCUGGCGGGAGGCACCAUUACCGGCGAGGGGAAGCCCGGCGAUGCUGAGGCGAAGCUCAAGAUGCAUAUCAGCAACAUGACACAAGCAGUCAUUGCCUUAAGCAAGAACACCAUUUUCGGCAUGGCAGAUGAGAUUCUGCUGCCAUAUUUGGACUCGCUCUACAAGGAGACCAUCGACACGAGCGAUCAGACUAUAUUCACCGACUUGACCCAGUACAUGGAGAACGAAUUUACUGAUGACAUGGACGCGUUGAACGUUCUCCGACCUGACGUCGUGACCAAGGUCACGGACUAUGUGCCACAGAUUGCGAAGUUCGUGGAGCGUCUCGUCGACAGAGGUUUUGCCUAUGAAGCGGAUGGGUCCGUGUAUUUCGACAUUGCUGCGUUCGAGAAGGCUGGCAACACAUAUGCCAGGCUGAAGCCCGAAAGUCGAAAUGACAAGGAUCUGCAGGAAGAGGGCGAGGGAUCGCUGUCUAAGAGCCUUGGCGCUAAGAAGAGCCCCAGUGAUUUCGCCUUGUGGAAGAAGUCCAAAGCAGGCGAGCCAUACUGGCCGAGCAAAUGGGGCAAUGGUAGGCCUGGCUGGCAUAUUGAGUGCUCCGUCAUGGCGUCACACGUCUUGGGGCAGCGAAUGGACAUCCACUCCGGUGGUAUUGAUCUAGCUUUCCCUCAUCAUGACAAUGAGCUGGCCCAGAGCGAAGCAUACUAUUGCCAGGGUGGCCAUGAGCACACUUGGGUGAACUACUUCUUGCACAUGGGACACCUGUCUAUUUCGGGAUCCAAAAUGUCGAAAUCGCUCAAGAACUUCCAGACCAUCAAAGAUGCGUUAGCGUCCAAUUACACCAGCCGAUCGAUGCGCAUUGUUUUCCUUCUCGGUAGAUGGAAUGACGGCGUGGAAAUAUCUCCAGACAUGAGGACACAAGCUGACAACUGGGAGAGCACCGUUAACAACUACUUCGUAAACACGAAGUCGUUGCUCGCCGAAGCUAGUGGAACACCAGAAGUAAUCCAGGGAGACGUCAAGAACCUCUCCAUUAGCCACAAGCCUGCAGACGGCUUGCUGGCCGACUUGGAGCAAGCCAAGAAAGAUCUCGAGGCCGCUUUUACAAAUUCUUUUGAUACCCCUCAAGUCAUGCAGGUCAUCCUUGGCAUGAUCCGAAAAGCGAACAUCCACAUAAACGAACACCCAACAGAUCUGGAUUUACUCGCCGUCGAAGCGAUUGCCCGGUGGGUAACUAAGAUCGUCGGCAUCCUCGGGUUGGAUUCCAAUGCAAAGCCUCCUUACGACGGUCUGGGCUGGGUUUCUGCUGCUGCUGCCGCCAACCUCGAGCCUGCGAUAUCCGUACAGCCCUACAAGGAUGUUCAUGCUGCCGUAGCCAAAGACGCAAAAUCUCUCGACAGCGGUGUCUUCUCCGACACACUAGCUCAACUUCUGACUCAGUCUCCCGAUCCCGAGUUCGAUGCUCUCGCUGCCUCUGGUAUCAGAGACCCUGAACAACUAGGCCUCCCAUAUCUACGGGCCGUUUCUCGCAUCCGAGACGAACUGCGACGUAUUGCACCAACCACACCAACAGAUAUCAAGAAACAGAUUCUCGCCCUCAGUGAUCGCAUACGCGACUCUGAUCUCACGAACAUCGGCGUAUACCUCGACGAUAGGACUGAUCUUCCCUCCCUGAUCAAGUUCAUCCCCACUGCGGAACUGAUCGCCGCACGUAGGGAGAAAGAGGCUAAGGAGGCAGAGCGCGCGCGCGCCAAAGAAGAGGCAAAACUUGCGAGGGAACAAGCCGAGGCAGAGAAGUGGGAGAAGGCUAGGGUGAAGCCGGAGGAUAUUUUCAAGGCUGAUGCACGGUAUGGGGAGUGGGAUGUUGAGGGCAUGCCGACGAAGCUGAGGGAUGGGAGUGAGGUGCCGAAGAGUCAGUUAAAGAAGCUGAGGAAGGACUGGGAUAAGCAAAAGAAAGUUCAUGAGGAGUGGGUUGCCAAGUUUGGUGGGGGUACUGCAUAG
Messenger RNA from Pseudomassariella vexata, 2439 nucleotides. RefSeq names its product tRNA synthetases class I (C) catalytic domain-containing protein. The coding region runs from base 1 to 2439 and encodes 812 amino acids. Gene Ontology annotation, cellular component: cytoplasm. Gene Ontology annotation, biological process: cysteinyl-tRNA aminoacylation. Lineage: Eukaryota; Fungi; Ascomycota; Sordariomycetes; Amphisphaeriales; Pseudomassariaceae. The record is from RefSeq and is a predicted model, not a curated record. The transcript has 3 exons. Gene Ontology annotation, molecular function: ATP binding; cysteine-tRNA ligase activity.